Molecule: messenger RNA, 1721 nt
Organism: Trichogramma pretiosum
Lineage: Eukaryota; Metazoa; Arthropoda; Insecta; Hymenoptera; Trichogrammatidae
Product: zinc finger protein 3 homolog
Exons: 1
Coding region: 44-961 (305 amino acids)
Cellular component (GO): nucleus
Source: RefSeq, a predicted model, not a curated record
UAGAUGAAACAAUUUAAAAGUUAAAAGUCGAGAUAUUUUUACGAUGUCCGGAAGUCAAAAUAGUAAAUUACGUCACAAAUGCGAUGAGUGCGGUAAAAUUUUCUUAGCUAAAAAAAAUUUGAAAUAUCACGUAGAUGGAGUUCAUUUGAAAUUAAAGAAAUUUGUUUGCGACAAUUAUUGUGGACAAUCUUUUGUCUCAAGGGGACGUUUGAAUAAGCACAUUAUGAAUGUCCAUCAAAAAAUAAAAAAUCACUCUUGCGACGCAUGUGGAAAGAAUUUUGGUUAUAAAAGUGAGUUAAUUAGACACAUUGAUGCAAUCCACGAAAAAAUCAAAGAUCACAAAUGCGGAGAGUGUGGCAAGUUCUUUCGGAAGCAUCAGUUGUUGAGGCACUUAGAUGUAGUUCAUUUAAAAAGUAGAGAUCACACGUGCAAAGAGUGUGGCAAGGUUUUUGGUGAUAAAUAUAAACUGAUGCAGCACAUAGAUCGAGUUCACUUAAAACUUAGACAGCACAUGUGUGAGAAAUGUGGAAAGUCCUUUAGUGAAAAAAGCAAGUUAAAAAUACACAUUUCCACGGUACAUGAAAAAAUAAAAGAUAAAAAAUGCGAAGAGUGUGGCAAGUGUUUUGGUCGAAAGUCUGAUCUGAUCAUACACAUAGAUGUAGUUCAUUUAAAGAUCAGAAAAUACGUGUGUGAGGAAUGUGGAAAACCUUUUAGUAAUAAAAGUGCCUUGAAUCAACACAUUGGUACGAUACAUGAAAAAAUAAAAGACUACCAAUGUUUCGAGUGUAACAAGUUUUUUGGACGAAAGAAUUCUCUGAUGAAGCAUAUAGAUGUAAUUCAUUUGAAACUCAAAGAACACAAGUGCGGAGAAUGUGAAAAGUCUUUUGGUUCGAGAUCAGAUUUAAAUCGACACACUGCCACAGUUCAUAAAAAAAUAAAAGAUCACAAAUACGAAGAGUGAGGCAAGACUUUUGGACAAAAAAGUAAUCUAAUGUACCACAUAAACGCAGUUCAUUUGAAAAUCAGAGAGCAUAAGUGCAAAAAGCGUGGAAAGGCUUUUAGGGAAAAAAGUAAGUUCAACGAACAUAUCGAGACAGUUCAUGAAAUAAACAAAGAUUGAAAACUGAAGAGUGUGGCAAAAAUUCCGGAAAAAAUUGUUUUUCUUUGAGGCAUGUAGAUGCCGUUAAUUUCGAACUGAAAGAGCAUAAGUGUGAAGACGAGGAAAUCAAACCCCACAAAUGGUAAGGGUGUGACAAGUUUUAUGGAGAUAAGAGUCAAAUGCAGUUUAUUUGAAAAUCUACUCGAUCGACUCUCGCACACUUUGAUAACAGAUUAUGCCCGACUGCAAAAAGAGUAAGGUACUUUAAUAGAUACACAAAUGAAAAUUUGUACAUUAAGACAAUGUACUGUAAACAGAAACUGCUAACAAUGUACUAUAAGAGUUGCAGAGGAAGCUUAUACAACUUGAUGGCAAAUGAGUUAAAGAAAAUAAACAUGAUGAUUCAUGAAAAUGAAUAAAAAGUGGCAUGAAUUAUUACUCAUUUUGACACAGACUCUCGUCACUUCUUAUUCCAGUGAUUUAAAAGUACAGAAAUAUGACCCAGACUCUGCGUUUGGAUUCAACGACUCAGUUAACACAGAAGAAUAGCUUUUUAGAUCAGAAAUACGUGAACUUUUUUUUCAUUUUGCUUAUAAAUUUUUUUGUAUAAACCAAUAUUUUC